Molecule: messenger RNA, 809 nt
Organism: Poecile atricapillus (Black-capped chickadee)
Lineage: Eukaryota; Metazoa; Chordata; Aves; Passeriformes; Paridae
Gene: CCK
Product: cholecystokinin
Exons: 3
Coding region: 157-549 (130 amino acids)
Biological process (GO): digestion
Cellular component (GO): axon; extracellular region
Molecular function (GO): neuropeptide hormone activity
Source: RefSeq, a predicted model, not a curated record
CCCGGCUGCGUCAGAGAUGUGUAAACACCGCAGCGGUGCCCGCCGCUAUUUAAGGGGCCGAAGCUGAGUCUCCCCCGACUUCCCUGCUUGGGCACACACCCAAGGACUCACAGCUCCCAGCUCGAGCGGGACCUUGGAAAAGCGCAGCGGAAAGCAAUGUACAGCGGGCUAUGCAUCUGCGUGUUCCUCGCUGUGCUCUCGCUGAGCUCCUUUGGACAGCAAACUCGGGGCUCACACGAUGGCAAUCCUCUGCCUGCUGAGCUGGAGCAGAGCCUGACAGAACAUCAGCGGCACUCCCGUGCUCCAUCAUCUGCCGGGCCCCUGAAAUCCCUGCCGCGGCUGGAUGCGAGCGGCGACCAAAGAGCCAGCAUUGGCGCCUUGCUGGCCAAGUAUCUCCAGCAAGCCAGAAAAGGUUCCACUGGAAGAUUCUCAGUUAUGGGAAACAGGGUACAGAGCAUUGAUCCUACUCACAGGAUAAAUGACAGAGACUACAUGGGCUGGAUGGAUUUUGGACGCCGCAAUGCUGAAGAAUACGAGUAUUCUUCCUGAAGAGCACCAAACUAUAGCAACGAGCUAAAAAAAAAUCACACUCCCAUGUCUGUACAGAAAGAGAUAAAUCAAUUUGUUGUCCUCUUCAAAUCAGUGUUUUAAAGUAUUUAAAAUCAUGUAUUUGGCAUAAGUUUAUCUGUAAGACUAUACAAUGCAAUAUAUACAUAUGCAGAAUUUUCCAGAAAAUGUUUUCUUUCUUUUGUGGUUUCUCAUACAUUGAUCCUAUAUUAAAAUGAUUUCACUUAUCCCUCCUUGUCCUG